Symbiodinium natans is the source of this 292-nucleotide messenger RNA. Lineage: Eukaryota; Dinophyceae; Suessiales; Symbiodiniaceae. The record is from the annotation of a GenBank genome assembly.
GAGCCGAGUGCACGUGAACGCCGUCGUCAGCAGCUAUGCAGAGCAGGGCAGGUGGCUCAGGGCCAGCGCGUUGCUGGAAGAGGUGGAUCUCGUGGGCUUGAACUCACUGCUCGCUGCCUGCGAUGUAUCGGCAGCUUGGGACAAGGCCCUGGGCUUUGUUGCAGCCUGGGAAAGCCGCCGGUUGAGGCCAGACACCAUCUCCUACAACUCGCUGAUGAGUGCCUGCGGCUCCGCGAACGCCUGGGCCGCCGCGGGCGCGGCCGCGGCCGCGCUUGUCGCGGAGGGAGCCGAG